Anolis carolinensis (green anole) is the source of this 2275-nucleotide messenger RNA. RefSeq names its product cystatin-A. The record is from RefSeq and is a predicted model, not a curated record. NCBI's taxonomy places the organism in Eukaryota, Metazoa, Chordata, Lepidosauria, Squamata, Anolidae. Bases 1773 to 2066 code for a protein of 97 amino acids. Gene Ontology annotation, molecular function: cysteine-type endopeptidase inhibitor activity. Gene Ontology annotation, cellular component: cytosol. The transcript is spliced from 3 exons.
ACUGUUUUAAUGUGGUGAGAUGUGUUCCACACUAAGCAUACUCAGCAGCAGAGUAUCAGCAAGGGCAGAUGUCUUCACUAUAUCUGGUUGUGAUCCCCAGGCUGUGCCAGUCAGCUUUCGUGUGUUAUUUUUUCUAGCACCCACUUUUUGCUUGAUAUUCAAGCAGUGGGAUAAACAGAUAAUUUGGGAUCAGAUCCUGGGAUAUAGGGCAGUGUGGAAGAGGCCUGAGUAGAAACGAUAAAGAGAUUUUGAUUCAAGUAAAUCAGAGGGUUGAAAAGUGUAGUGAGAAAGCCAGUUGAAGAAAGUAAGGGCCUUUCCACACAGCCCUAUAUCCCAGAAUAUCAAGGCAGAAUAACACACAAUAUCUGCUUUGAACCGGGUUAUCUGAGUCCACACUGCCAUGUAUCCUGGUUCAAAGCAGAUAAUGUGGGAUUUGAUUCAGCUGUGUGGAAGGGGCCUAAGUUAACAUGUGUAAAUCUACAUUAGUUGUUUUCUCCUUUGGAACACCUUGCUUGCAAUAUUUUAAAAAUGGGUUAGGGGUUAUGACUAUGAAGUAGUUGGCAAAGUCUUUCUCGGAAGAGCUGUCCUAAGCUGACAAAUUUACAUGGUUUAAUAAAGACAAACUGUGAGUAUCAUAGCCUUUUUUGGGUCCACAGAUUUUAUAUUCUUCUAUAUAUGUUCUAUUAUUCAUGUCAUAAUGUAAUACUACCUUUAGCCACUAUCUAUGUCCCCUUAGGAUCCACCUAUUCAGAAAACUGAUGGUGAAUUUCUCACCUCAAAAGUGGAACCUUUGUUGAUUAUUGAAGUAAGUAGAGUGCCUGAAUAUACUUUUUUGUAAACUUUUUCGUAAGCUUUCUGUACAAAUUUUUUGAUUGCAUGUAUAUAUUUAUGAUAUGUAUUAUUUGUAGACCCAACCGCCUGACGAAGACUCCUGUGAGUCGAAACCGGUUGCAGGUUUGAGUCAAGUUAUAUGAGAACUGGAGUCUACUCAUACGUAAUAAAGAACAGGACAUUUACUUACAUGAAAAACUUGGCUUUAUACUUCAAGAGAAGAACCGCUGGUUUCUACUUCUAUGCGAUUGGAACAACCCUGUUUUUUUGGAUAUAUGUUAUUGUAAUAUAUACACUGAGUUUAUUUGAUUAUUUUCAUAUUACCACAAGCAGUGGAUUUUGGUCUCCACAAAUUUACAAUUCGCCCAUUGGGGUCUUUAACAUGACAGGAGCUAAUAACAUCUGCGUAAUCACUGCGUAAUCUGCGUAAGAUGUAUGAAGUCUUUCUCUUUUAUCAAAGGAAACAUCAGCCUUGGACAGAGUCAAUAAUUUUUACUGAGGGAAACAAAGCAGAGGGAAAGAAUAAUAUACAGCUUGCUCACUCUUCGCCAAGAUCCCUCGUUGGUUGCUAUAAAUUAAUCCAGGGACACCCACUGAAUUUAAUGGUCACUAAAAAGUCCCAUUCUUUGCAAUAGAUCCAUUCCAAUGGGAUGAGAUUAACAUUGGAUUCAGCUCUUGUAUUCCAAAGAGCUAUGCAUGCAACCUGGCCCCCAAUUUGGUUGCGAUAUGUUUAACAAGAUGGCAAGGUCUGCUGACUUAUCACUCUCCAAAAGCGAAGGUCAGUCAUGUGCUCAUCACUCAUGGGUCAGGAUUCCACACUCUUCCUAAGUCAAUUGUCCUUCUGUGUGAGGAUAUAAAGUGCCAGAUUACUCGCUAACAUCACAGUUGCUUCUGAUUUAACGGCACAGCCUUUCCAGACUCCUCACAUCUGAUUUGUCACCAUGAGUGCCGGAGGCUUAUCCGAAGUCAAGCCUGCUACUCCAGAAAUUCAGGAGAUGGUUGAUCAGACGAAAGGUGAAAUAGAAAAGAAGGAAAACAAGACUUACUCAAUUUUCAAGGCUAUUGAAUACAGGACACAGUUGGUUUCUGGAACGAACUACUUCAUUAAGGUUGAUGGUGGUAAAGAAUAUCUGCAUGUGCGUAUCUACAAACCCCUUCCUCAGUCCGGUGAGAAGCCCUCUUUGACUAGUUACCAGACGGGAAAGACAGCAAGUGAUCCACUGAUCUACUUCUAAGAGCCUUCCAUUGCCUUGCUCUUUUGCUGUGAACCAGUUGGCUGCAGAUUAACAAAUGAAGAAAACCAGAAAAUGGCCUGAAAUAUUGUGGGAAAUUUGCAGUUUAGUUUUGCGUUCCAUGGCACUCAAGGCAUUUACAUCAGUAGAAGAAAUGUGUAUGCUAAAGUAAAAUACUGGCAGUUGAAUAAAACCAGACAAUUUGAAUCCCA